AUGUACCAACAAUUUCUCCCAGCAUUGUGUGGCAUCAUCAAACAAUCCAGGACUAAGAGGACUAAAUCUGGCCUCAGUCUUGCAGCAGGAAAGUGUAUCAUUGUAUGUGAGGCAGUGAAGCCUGGGCCCCUAGACCUAACCAUGGAGUACCUGGAAAAGUGGUAUGGCAUUCAUGGCACCAUGCCUGUGGAUAUGCAUGAUAUGGUGCUGUGGGCAAAAAAUCCAGCUCACCCUCAUGUUCCUGGCAUGAUGAGUGAUUUGAUUUUGGGUAUAAACAAUCCAAAUGAGCAAAGAUGUGUUCUGGAUUGUCCCAUAGUGGUAGGUUUACCCCUUGAACAGGUUCCCCUAGAUGAGAGCCAGAUGGCCUGGCACCGGACCACCAGGGAUUGUCCAUCAGCAGGACUGGGUAUACAUCUUGGCAGCCCAUGGGCCUCAGUGUCCCAGGGCGGAGUACUGAUUCCUCCGCACCAUGACUCUGAAGGCAGGAAUACCUAUUUCUUUCCAGUCACUGGCAUCCAACUCCAGACACUUCUUUUCCAUAAGAUUACCUGUGAUGGAAAGGUGCCACUUCAAGCCACAAAAUCCCUCUGCAGUUCUCAUGACCUGGAUGAUUAUGAUGCUGAGACCAUGACCAUAUACCCUGGAGAUUUGCUAAUCCAGCCACCAGGCCAAUUACAUGCAGAAUACAAUCCCAAUCCUGCUUUUGCACAUGAGGGUCAUUUUUUCACAUAUGGAACACUUCAUCACACACUUAGUUCAAGAUCCCUAGAAGUCACCACUCAAACUUGUGAAUACAUGGAUGAGACCCUCUGGCGGAUGGCUGCUCUCAUUCCCCAGUUACCACCAGAUCAACUGUCAGUUUUUAAGCCCAGAAUGUAUCUGGCACAGCACCCGUCAUCAAAGUCCCGCAAAAAAAAGCAACCUGUGGCCUUAUGA
Suillus subaureus is the source of this 936-nucleotide messenger RNA. RefSeq lists its product as uncharacterized. The coding region runs from base 1 to 936 and encodes 311 amino acids. The record is from RefSeq and is a predicted model, not a curated record. NCBI's taxonomy places the organism in Eukaryota, Fungi, Basidiomycota, Agaricomycetes, Boletales, Suillaceae. The transcript has 6 exons.